CUCUCUCUCUCUCCAUCUCGCCGCGCAUCCUGCUCCAGAGCACCACCAGGAUGAUCCGCCGCUGCACCCACACCGACAACCUUCACUUCACUUUCACACUCAUUUAACCCUUCCCUCGGACCCCCGCCGGCCGCCGCGCUACACCCAUGCUCUGCCCUCCUCCUGACAUGCGACACCGCUGCACAGUUUCCCGGAGAAUAUCUUCAUCUUCCGUCGCGCCUCGCUGAUAGAGAGCAUGCCCGACGCGGGGACAGGCGCUGCGGCCGCCAGCGGUGCGACCACCGCCGGCGACGGCACCGAGAGUUCCCGGCACCGACACCGAGCGCAGCAGGGGGACGCGGAGAGGCCGGAGCCGGGCGCUGCGCCGCAGCAAGCCUCCUCCGGUGUACUGGAUAAGUUGUUUGGAAAGCGGCUGCUUCAGGCUGGGAGACACAUCAUGUCUCAUAAGUCUUGGAUGAAAACGGUGCCCACAGAGAACUGUGAUGUCCUCAUGACAUUUGCAGACACUACAGAUGACCACACGUUGCUAUGGCUACUGAACCACAUCCGGCUGGGAAUCCCAGAGCUCAUCAUCCAAAUCCGACACCAUAAGCACACGCGAGUCUACGCUUUCUUCGUCACCGCUACAUACGAAAAUUUGUUGCGAGGUGCUGAGGAGAUGGGGCUGAGGAAGGCGGUGAAGCCGGAGUUCGGAGGAGGAACCCGAAGCUUCUCCUGUGAGGAGGACUACAUCUACGAGAACAUCGAGAGCGAGCUGUGCUUCUUUACUUCGCAGGAGAGGCAGAGCAUCAUUAAAUACUGGAUGGACAAUCUACGUGCCAAACCUGGGGAGGUGCUCCAUAACAUCAACUUCCUGGAGGGCCAGCCAAUCAUCCCGGAGCUGAGUGCGCGAGGUGUGAUCCAGCAGGUUUUUCCUCUCCAUGAGCAGAGGAUCCUCAGUCAGCUGAUGAAGUCCUGGGUUCAGGCUGUUUGUGAGAAGCAGCCCUUAGAUGAUAUCUGUGACUACUUUGGGGUGAAGAUCGCCAUGUAUUUUGCCUGGCUGGGAUUUUACACCACCUCCAUGUUAUACCCUGCUGUGAUUGGCUUCGUGCUGUGGAUGCUCACCGAGUCGGAUCAGACGAGCCGUGACAUCUGCUGCGUGGUGUUUGCACUGUUCAACGUGGUGUGGGCCACUCUGUUUCUGGAGCGGUGGAAGAGGAGAGGGGCCGAGCUGGCGUACAAGUGGGGGACGCUGGACACGCCGGCUGAAUCCCUGGAGGAACCGCGGCCUCAGUUCAGGGGAGUGAAGCGCUGCAGUCCCAUCACAGGAUGUGAGGAGUUCUACUAUCCUCCGUGGCGGAGGCGUUUAUUCAGGUGGUUGGUCAGCCUGCCCAUCUGUAUCCUCUGUCUUUGCUUUGUCUUCCUGGUCAUGCUCAUCUGCUUUGAGCUGCAGGAGUUUGUGAUGGGGAUCAAGGAGAUGCCCCGGCUAGCGCGCUUCAUCCCCAAAAUCAUGCUAGCUAUCACUGUGACCGCAUGUGACGAGGUGUACAGGAAAAUUGCCUGCUGGCUCAAUGACAUGGAAAACUAUAGACUCCAGAGUGCCUAUGAGAAAAAUCUCAUCAUCAAAAUGGUUCUUUUUCAGUUUGUAAAUUCUUAUCUCAGCCUUUUUUACAUUGGAUUCUACCUCAAAGACAUGGAGCGGCUGAAAGAGAUGCUGGCCACUCUGCUCAUCAUACGCCAGUUCCUUCAAAAUGUGAAGGAGGUGCUGCAACCUUACCUGUAUGAGCGCCACAAGCUGGGUGAGCUCACGCUGCGAGCUGUGUGGGACCUGCUGCUCUCAGUGCUGCUAAAAUACGCCAGACUGGCAGCUGGAAAAGCCCAGGCCUCCCCGACCGACCACGCCAUGCCAGGACCUGGACUGAGGGGCACCAGGCCCGGGCUGGGGCCUUCAGAAAGAAGGGAGAAGAAGUGUUUGAACGGGGGAUGCGGGGUGCCUGAUGAGGAGGAGGGAGGUGAGAGGGACGAGGCCGACAGCGGGAGGUUCAGUGAGGGGGAGACGGAGGAGGAGAGUCUGAUUGACUGCGGUUUGAAGCUGAGAAAAGUCAGCUUCAUAGAGAAGGUGGACAGACGGCCAGCCUGCGCUGGGCCCCCCAUGGACAACAGUUUCCUGGAGGAGGGGAGCCCCACCAUGGUUGAAAAAGGAAUGGACCCUGCAUCUGUAUUUGAAAUGUGUGACGACGAGGAUGACAAUGGCAUCCAUGACGUGAAGGAGCAGGGUGGGGGAGGGGCCGGUGUGGCUGAGGGAAUUAAUGCUGCUGCUGGUGCCGCUGGUGCUGCUGCUGCCGCCGCCGCCGGCGCUGCCCCGCUGCCUUCCGGCUCUGAGAGCAGCACGUCACUGCGACACAGAAGACGGGGCAGGAGCGCAGAGAGACCUGAGCCCAAGGCGAAAAGGGAGUCGUGGAUGGACCCUCCUGAGGAGAGAGAGAGCAACACGCUCACUCAGGCUGAGAUGGAGAGCUGCAUGCAGACUUAUGCUGACACCUUCCAGGACUACCAAGAGAUGUUCGUCCAGUUUGGCUACGUGGUGCUCUUCUCCUCGGCCUUCCCUCUGGCGGCCAUGUGCGCUCUCAUCAACAACAUCAUUGAGAUCCGCAGCGAUGCCUUUAAGCUCUGCACCGGUCUGCAGAGACCAUUUGGAAUCAGAGUGGAGAGCAUCGGCCAGUGGCAGACUGCGAUGGAGGCCAUGGGCCUGAUUGCCAUCAUCGUGAACUGUUACCUGAUUGGCCAGUGUGGUCAGCUGCAGCGACUCUUCCCGUGGCUCAGCCCUGAGAUGGCCAUCAUCUCCAUCGUCAUCCUCGAGCACUUCGCCAUCCUCCUGAAGUACGUCAUCCAUGUGGCCAUACCUGACAUACCCACAUGGGUCCGAGAGGAGAUGGCUAAACUGGAUUAUCAGCGCAGGGAGGCCUUUAAGAAGCACGAGCGUCAGGCCCAGCAGCAUUACCAGCAGCUGCAGAGGAGGAAGAGGGAGGAGGAGGAGAGGCAGAGGCAGGCGGAGCACAUGGCCCGCAGGGAAAGGGAGCGGGACGAGAGCAAAGGUGACUCCUCCGGGGAUCACCACCACGACAAAAGUCACAGCAGCAAGUCACGUCCCGGGAGUGGAGGCGGAGGCGGCAGCGGGUCGGACAAGCCCAAGAGGCCCAGCUCUCUGUUAGCCAACAAUAACGUGAUGAAGCUGAAGCAGAUCAUCCCGCUGCAGAGCAAGUUCUCCUCCAGUGGUGCCCGCUCCCCUCAGUCACCCACUGGGAAUGAGCCAAAGCUGCCCGGGUUCCUCAGCUUCAAAUUCCUCAAGUCGCCUGAGAAUAAGAAGGAAGGUGCCGCCGCUUCUGCGGCUGCCGCCACGACAGCUAACGCCACGGCGGCAGCAUCGUCAUCAUCAUCGUCAUCAUCAGGUAGCAGCUCUCAGGAGCGUUCUCAGUCACCCAGCAAAGCCUUCAACCCUGGGAAACUGUUUAAUUUUGGGAAAUCUGACGGGGGGACAUGCGUGAACGGGGCUCCGCCACCCAGAUCAGGGGAGGGAGCAUCCUCGCAGGCGUCAGAAAGACAAGCAUCCAGGUCUGACUUGAACGGCGUUCCAGAUGAGAUCCCCUCGCCUGGAGGGGAAGGGUCAGAGAACGGACAUUCAACGGACUUGGACCCGGCUGGCUCUAAAGUCUAGUAGCUGCGAGGGGAAACAAAUUGUGGCUGGUUACAUCUCAACUGAAGAAGUGACGCGUUUACUGUGAGGAAAGGCCUGACCUGCCUUCUGUGUCGUCACAGGCUCUGUGCAGAGGUACCUGAGGCAGAGAGAGGAAAAGGUGAAACUGAUGAGAGAUGACUUCUGGUUUGGUUUGUUGGCUGAGGGGCAAAAGUAACAGGCUUUAGAAGAAAGACACAAGCCCUCCUAUCAUGAUUGAGUAAACACACACACACAUAUACACGCGCGCGCGCACACACACACACACACCUUCCUUGUCUGCAAUACAUAAAGAAAUGCAUGAGCUGCGUUUCUAAUAUUUUUAAGCCUUUAAAGCAGAGAGCUGUGUUUCUUGAUUUCUUCUAGUCAUGCAUUGUAAGCGUCUCCCAGUCGGACAGAAGAGCCCGUUGUGGAGGAAAAAGAUUAAAAAACGCACAUGGUGGUGUGAAAGGAACACAGAUUGAACAUCAAGUAACUACUGAGAAUGAUUUUAGCUGUCACAACACCAAGUGAUCAUUAGAUAUUGUCUCAUUUCUAACUGUGAGGAAUCUGCGGGCCCUUGACUUUUAUAUUGAAGUGGAAAAAUGGAAAAGCAAUAUCAAUCAGUGUUUUAACAAUUCUUAUCGAUCAUCACAGAAAAAAAACCCUCCCUUAAUAAGCAUCGCCGAUGUUAUCACCAGCUUUAUUUUCAAAGCGGAGGUGGUGUCUGAGCUUUGUACACUUCUUCCCAUCAUCCUUUGACAGGAGCAGAUAUGUUUUGAAAAGAAAGAAAAGACUUUAGUGAGUCGAGCUGUCACGUACCAGUAUUUUUCCCCAAGAGAGGAAGAGAAAAACAUGAUUUAAAAAAAAAAAAAAAGCAGAAGUAGUCGAAGGUGAUUUUGAGAAAAUGGAGCAUGGAAGCCUGUUGCGUGCUGUUCUCUGUCCAAGCCCGUAGAGCGCCUUGUAAACACAGAUGGCACUCCAUUCCACACAAUCGAACCACACUUGGCGAAUGAGUGUAGAGUCAAAGAAGUAACAUUUGCACUAAAACCCCUUCGCCCUGCAUAGAACCGCCUCUCCCCCCCUGCAGGAGAGGACCGACACCAGCCUGACUCGCCACAUUAUGCAAAAGCUGGAUCGUUUUUGAUUUCCUUCUCUCACACAGUACAUGCUAUCCACUCACCUGCUCCCUGCGCCCCACCCCCAUUUUUUUUCUUUUUCUUUUCUUUCUUUUUUUUUUUUUUUUUACAAUAGUUGCUCUCAUUUACGUUCUGUGCUCUGUAUCUUUUUUAUACGCACCAUUUGCUGCAUUGCUUUAUUGCAGCACUGACGAUGGGAAGUUUACUUUUUGUAACCAAAGUGGUAUUUUUCGGAUUAUACUGUUCACCCGAGCUGUACGUACUGUAUGUUCUGUUAACAUCAACACGGUUUGUGAUACACGUCCUUGAGUGCAGCCAGCAUGCCCAUCACCUACCAUUAAAACCGUAUCUCACUUCCGCGAGGUCUCCAGGAGGUGGUGCCAGAGUUUCUUCGCGUUUCAGACUGAUUGGCUACGGACUGCUUAAGUCAUCAGGCGUACAGCAGGGGUGUCAGGAUGCAGUUUGGGAGAAAUAUGUAUUGACAUCGGAUGAGGUACAGUUAUACAGCAGACUGAGAGACUGAAACAUUAACUAUGCAUUUUCACGUCAUCACCUCUGGCAUGGUUAUUUGCAAUAACACUGAGCUGUGGGAGAGUUACGUGUGAGCACCCGCCCUACUGCACCGUCCCCGACCAGACUCUAUGCAUCUUUUGUUUGUUGGCCCCGUCAGCUGUCACAGUCAGCUCUCAGCUCCCUCCUCUCUCACAUUCGACGCGAGGGGCCGGCUCGAACCAGUAACAAUAAUCUCAUCCGUCUUCUGCUUUGUGGUUUACAGAAGCUGUCCAGGAACUGAUGACAUGGCUUGAAGCUGCUUUAGUGUGUCUGUAACAACUUUACAUUGAGUAUAGUCCACCUUUAAGUCACACGCUGGGAGAAAACACAAAAAAAUGUACUUCCUGCUGACGGGUGGAAACGAUCUUACUGACAUUAAACGCAAUAAGGAAAGAGACAGGAGGUCAAUUUGUGUGGUCGAAGAAUCAUUUUACUGUCAAUCUGCAGUUUGUUCUUUUUAUAUCUUGAGGUUCAUGUUCAUCAUACAUGUAAAAUGACAAGUGCAAGGAAGGGAGAAAUAUAAUAUGUGUCAGUCUCGCAGGCUGGAUGAUAGAGAUCAGGGUGGGAAGCGUAGCUGAGCACACUCUCAUCAAAACCUUUGUUCUUGCAGCAUUUGGAUUUCAGGGAUGAGUGACACCACGAUGCAAUAGAGUCCAUAUUUCAUCACUUGAAAGUCUGUGAAAGUUUGUAUAGAAAUUAAGAAGCCAGUUUUGAGGCGGAGGGGACCCGAGUGAAAGGUGGAGAUAAGGGCAUUUUGAUUCACAGUGGAGUUCAGGUCAUGCCUCUGUAUAUGUAGUUCCUCCUUUUUUUCAGGGAAAACUCACAGUAGAACUUCUUGUAAUAGAAAUCGAUAGCAUUAACCAACGUAUCACUACUUUCAUCCUUGCACUCUUGGCAGCAGCAUCCAAUUCUGCAUGUGGUCAUUACGGAGGUCUUUUAAUAAGCAUUGAUAACAGAUCUUGGACAGUUUUUUUGGGGCAUCACUGAAAGCUUCAUCAAGAGGCGUCCCAUGCCAGAAACAGCACCAUCACUGUUUUCUCGGGCCAAGCACAGGCGUCCCUCGCAUGAGGACAGCAGCUCAGACAGCCAAGACUCGUCAGCCGCUUGUACUAUCAAAGCAGCGGCGGUUCUUUAAAGGAUUUUGGCUUAUUCUAGACUUUACAAGCACCGUCAGUGUAAUGUGAAACCAGUAGGGAAGGACUGAAUUUAGUAAAUGUUCCGUCUUCUUCUGGAUUUUAAGAAUGGAUUUGAACAGGUGAGAUUCUCACCACAGCUACAUUAAAAUUUGACUCUAACCUCAGAGUUUUAGAUAAGACAUCUUCAUGGAAGCCUCACUUACUGAACAUCAUAUGCUCUUCCAAUGUACCACUGUACAAAAAAAAAGAUCUUUUAAAGAGAAAUACUGGGAAAUGGGAUUAUUUAUUUCUUUUAAUUUAUUUUGUCAUAUUUUUGUAAGACCUGAAAAAUAGUUAAUAAAACUAUUUCAAAUGCA
Messenger RNA from Acanthopagrus latus (yellowfin seabream), 6874 nucleotides. It is a transcript of the gene ano8b, whose product is annotated as anoctamin 8b. NCBI's taxonomy places the organism in Eukaryota, Metazoa, Chordata, Actinopteri, Spariformes, Sparidae. Gene Ontology annotation, molecular function: chloride channel activity. The transcript has 19 exons. Bases 236 to 3694 code for a protein of 1152 amino acids. Gene Ontology annotation, cellular component: plasma membrane. Gene Ontology annotation, biological process: chloride transmembrane transport. The record is from RefSeq and is a predicted model, not a curated record.